UAUCUACAGUGAGUACUGUUCAAUAGAGGUCUGUGUACCUAAAAAUGCAAAAUAAAAAAUUGACAAAAAAUCUAUGGUCACUUAAAUGAGGUUUUAGUUUUACCUAGUUUUUUGCAAAUUUUUUCUCGUGUGAAUUAAUGUUGAUUAAACUGUUUUCAACUAAUUAGCUCUCGUUAGGUCUUAAUAUUUUAAAAUUAUUUUUGGAAGAGACACUGAUAGGAUUUGCACAAUGGCUAAUGUGUCUUACCAUAUAGCACAUCUUCUUGAGAAGAUGACAUCCAAUGAUAAAGACUUCAGGUUUAUGGCUACUAAUGAUUUGAUGACAGAGUUGCAAAAAGACAGUAUCAAGCUCGACGAUGAUUCUGAAAGAAAAGUAGUAAAAAUGCUUCUACGAUUACUCGAAGACAAGAAUGGUGAAGUUCAGAAUUUAGCUGUGAAAUGCCUCGGUCCUCUUGUAAACAAAGUAAAGGAGUAUCAGGUGGAAGGUAUAGUUGAUACACUUUGUGCCAAUAUGCUUUCGGAUACUGAGCAGCUAAGGGACAUCAGCAGCAUUGGAUUAAAGACUGUAAUUUCUGAACUCCCACUGGGUUCCAAUACUCUUGCUGCUAAUGUUUGUAAGAAAAUAACUGGUAAAUUGAGUAGUGCUAUAGAAAAGCAAGAAGAUGUUUCAGUUCAACUUGAAGCACUUGAUAUUCUUGCUGAUUUAUUGAGCAGAUUUGGUGGUUUAUUGAUAUCAUUUCAUCCUAUGCUGCUCAAUUCACUGUUGCCGCAGCUUGCAUCUCCCCGUCAGGCUGUUCGCAAGCGCACCAUAGUUGCGUUGUCACAUUUGGUCAUGUCUUGCAAUGCUUCGCUUUAUAACAAGUUAAUAGACCAUCUACUGGAGGGUCUGAGCUCUUCAACUUCAUCAAGUGUCAGCCGAACACACAUACAGUGCAUUGCUUCUAUAUGUCGUCAAGCUGGACACCGAUUUGGUGAACAAUUGUGGCGUGUGGCACCAUCAGUUUUGGAAUAUUCAAAAGAUACAGAUGAAGAAUUACGGGAACAUUGCUUGCAGGCUCUUGAAGCAUUUGUCCUCAAGUGUCCUAAAGAAGUCCAACCACAUAUACCUACGAUAAUUGAUCUAUGCCUGAAGAUGAUAACAUAUGAUCCAAAUUACAACUAUGAGGAUGAAGAGGGAGUGUGUGAUGAUGACGAAGAAAUGGAAGAUGACACAUACUCACCUGAUGCGGAUCCUGAAUCUGACUCAGAAGAGUAUUCGGAUGAUGAUGACAUGUCCUGGAAAGUGAGACGUGCUGCAGCUAAAUGUCUUGAAUCUGUGAUAGCUACGCGUCACGAGCUCUUAGCCGAGAUGUACCAUACAGUUUCGCCAGCUUUGAUUGCUAGAUUUAAAGAACGCGAGGAAAAUGUGAAGUGUGAUAUAUUGAGCGCCUACACAGCUUUACUGAGAGCAACUCGACCUCCACCAGCCUUACAAAUCUCUGGGACCCCGGCUGAUAACUCACCACAGGCUUUACUAAUUCAAACGGUGAGCAGCAUAGUGCGGGGCGCUCUGCGUGUGAUACGCGGGCGCAGCGUGAGGGCGCGCGGCUGCGCACUGUCGCUGCUACGGGAGCUGCUCGCUGCGGCGCCGGGCUGUCUGUCCGACCACGUGGCGCGGGUGGUGCGCGCUCUCACACCGGCUCUCCUGGACAAGACCACAGCAUCAUCGAUGAAGAUCGAGACGUUAGUGUUCAUUGGUUGCCUGGUGCGCGGGCAGGGCGCCGGUAUGCGAGAGCACGCGGCGGCGCUGCUGCCGGCCGUGCUGGCAAGCGUGCACGACCCCUUCUACAAAGUUACUGCUGAGGCUCUUAGGGUGCUUCAGCUUCUGGUCAAGAUUAUGCGGCCUCUGGACAAUAUAGAAGGCGCCGAUGGUGAAGUAGAAGUUGCAGUUGAGCCUCCUCCGGAAGAGUUGAAACAGUUUAUACCUGCAAUGUACGAGUGCAAUCUAGUGAGACUGCGGGCCACAGAUAUGGACCAGGAAGUAAAAGAACGAGCUAUAGCUGCUUGCGGACAGCUCUUGUGUCAUUUUGGAGAUUAUUUACAGAACGAGCUCCCUGUGUGUCUUCCAAUAUUUUUAGAGCGACUUCGAAACGAAAUAACUCGCCUCACUACCGUUAAAGCUUUGACAAAAGUAGCAUCGUCACCGUUGAGGAUCGAUCUCACUCCUAUUUUGUCUGAUGCUGUACCUAUUCUCGGGUCGUUCUUAAGAAAAAAUCAAAGAGCAUUGAAAUUGUCAACACUGGUCCUUCUAGACACUCUGGUACAGAAUUAUAGUCAUGCCAUCAGCAUUGAACUUUUGAGCAAGGUGCUGAUGGAGGUGCCGGCCUUGGUGUGCGAGCAGGACCUGCACUGCGCGCAGACGGCUCUGGCGCUGGUGCGGUCCGCCUGCCUGCGCUGUCCCGCCGCCCUCACCGCGGACGCGCGCUACGCCCUCACCCCCAAAAUACUCGCGCUCGCCAAGUCGCCGCUACUCCAAGGCGGCGCUCUCAAAGCAAUGUUGGGCGUCCUGAGUGCUCUGGUGUCGGCCGACGUGGCGGGCUGUUCGCGCCGCGAGCUGCUUGCCUUGUUGGUGAUGCCCGUGCGUCGCUUGCAAGAGCACAACGCUACCGCACACCAUAUCAAACAGGCGUUCCAUUCAUUGUCGAAAUGCGUGGCGGCCGUGGUGGUGGAGGGGGGGCCGGAAGCGGGCGAGGCGGUGCGAGGCUUCCUGCGCGACGCCGCACACCCGCCCUCCGACGCGCACCACAUGUUCUCGCUGCUCGCCCUCGCUGAGAUCGGACGACAUCUAGAUCUGAGUUCGGUUCCGAAUUUGAAGGAAGUACUGCUCAAUUCUUUCACGCCGUCUUCGGAAGAAGUGAAGUCCGCUGCUAGUUACGCCCUCGGCUCCGUUGCAGUGGGUAACCUUCCAGAAUUCUUGCCCUUCAUCCUGGGUGAGAUCGAGGCUCAGCCCAAACGCCAGUACCUCCUGCUUCAUUCGCUAAGAGAGAUCAUCUCAUCAGAGUCAUGUACUCCGGAAGGCGUGGAAGCUUUACGACCCUUUAUACCACAGAUUUGGGUACAAUUAUCUAAACAUUGUCAGUGUGCUGAAGAAGGAUCUCGGAAUGUAGUAGCCGAAUGCUUGGGUAAAUUGUGUCUCCUUGAACCAGAGGAAUUGUUGCCACAUCUAAAAGAAUUCUUGAAGUCACCGGAGCCUUUGACUAGAACAACGGCCGUUACUGCUGUUAAGUUUACUAUAUCUGAUCAGCCGCAAGCCAUAGACGGGUUGCUGCGCGGCUGCAUGUGCGAGCUGCUGGUGCCGCUGCGGGACGCGGAGCUGGGCGUUCGGCGCGUGGCGCUCGUCGCCUUCAACUCGGCCGCGCACAACAAGCCCUCGCUCGUCCGCGACCUGCUGCCGCAAGUGCUGCCCACCAUCUACGCUGAAACCAAAGUCAAGAAAGAACUGAUUCGUGAAGUGGAGAUGGGUCCGUUCAAGCACUCGGUGGACGACGGUCUCGAUCUUCGUAAGGCGGCCUUCGAGUGCAUGUACACGUUGCUGGGCACGUGCCUGGACCGCCUCGACGUGUUCGAGUUCCUGCGCCACGUGGAGGACGGGCUCCGCGACCACUACGACAUCAAGAUGCUGACGUACCUCAUGUGUGCUCGCCUGGCGCAGCUGUGUCCGGCCGUCGUGCUGCAGAGGUUAGAAAGUCUAGUGGAGCCGUUGAGAGCGACGUGUACAAUGAAAGUCAAAGCUAAUUCCGUGAAACAAGAAUAUGAGAAACAAGAUGAAUUGAAACGGUCCGCCCUCCGCGCUACCGCUGCCUUGAUGCAGAUUCCAGAAGCAGAUAAAAAUCCUCAUCUUAUGGACUUCGUGACUCAAAUUCGAUCACUGCCCGAGCUUCAGCCGAUCUUCGAGUCUAUCCUGAAGGAUUCGAGCGGGGCGGCCGGCCUGGACUCGAACCUCAUGGACCAAAGCUAGCCAAGCACCUCACAAACGUCUCUCCGGGACUCACCGCAGUCCUGCCAGGCCAACGUGAACUUAAUGGAGAAAUUACGUGAUAUUCAGUUGGAAUGACUACACUUAAAAAUCAUAAAAAUCUAAAUGUGUUUUAAACUAACAUGAACAGUGCAAUAAUAUUUUGCUUCUCUCAAAGUGCUGGUAAGAUUAUUACGGUGUUUUCAAAUUUUGCAUUUAUGCAUCGAAGUUUUUAGGUAAAUAUCUAUUUGUUUUAUCGUGUUUUCUUUUAAACGUGCACGAGUAUGAAUAAAUUGUAAUAGAUAUUUUUUUUUGUAAGCAUAUAAAUAAGUUUCACUCAAAUAAGUUGUAAAAUUAUCGAGUGUAAUAACUAAGAAAUGUAGUUUAAUUCAACAGAUUUAUUACGAAAUUACAAGAAAAUAUCUUAAACACUGCUAUGUUUCAAAGAGAACUUAUGAUAAUACAACAUAAUCUCAAUGCUCAUUAAACUUAGGGACUAAAGACUCCGGGAAUAAGACGUCACUUCACAUUACACUGUGACGGAGUGGGCGGCCAAUUUGUAUAACUAUCGAAACUGCGCUAUCGAUUCGAAUCGAUAACUUACAUUGUCUGAAAAUUAUAUUCGAAUGAUUGCUAAAUACUUAAUCGAUACCUCUCGAUGUUUGGUGACGUAAUGUUGGAACAGAUCUUGUUGACAAGUAAAUGAUUGUGUUAUAUA
This is a messenger RNA of Bombyx mori (domestic silkworm), 4712 nucleotides long. It is a transcript of the gene Cand1, whose product is annotated as cullin-associated NEDD8-dissociated protein 1. Gene Ontology annotation, cellular component: nucleus. Gene Ontology annotation, biological process: protein ubiquitination; SCF complex assembly. NCBI's taxonomy places the organism in Eukaryota, Metazoa, Arthropoda, Insecta, Lepidoptera, Bombycidae. The coding region runs from base 230 to 3997 and encodes 1255 amino acids. The record is from RefSeq and is a predicted model, not a curated record. The transcript is spliced from 24 exons.